AUGCCUUCCUACUUCUUCCACUUGAAGCUUGAGCUCUACCAAACACCUGCAGCGCCCAACAAGAGUCGCCAGCUUGACCUCACGACUGCAAGGACAGCACCAUACCUGCCUACACCGGACGCGAACAUCUUCAAGACGCGAUUGCCGGCUCACAAGACAUCAAAGUGGUCUUCAUACAGCUUUCCGAGGCGUCCGGACACACCUCAUACGAACUCCACCGGGUCUGAGGCUUCUGGUUCACCGCAUCAGAUACCGCCCAGUGAGUUCGCAGAAUCUCACGGCGAUGCGCUGCUGCUGCCUGAGCGGACGUUGAACAGGCACAGUGCCCCGAAGUCGCCGGCAGUGGGAACGACGAAGCCAAAGCCAUCAAACGAAGCGGCGGCGAGAGACUACCGGUACGACGCCGUGUGCAUCGAGAGCAUCGAUAUGGAGAACAGCAAGAGCCAGCAGGUGAAGGGCGGAACGAGCGGGCUUCACACCAAGGCAGCGUACAUCCCCUCGGAUCCGAAGACCACGGAGGUUGGCUGGGGUGUGGUGCAUUUGUAUCGCGACACCGAGGAGAGUGCAGUGCUUGAAGAUGAUGCUGGAGGUCGCAAGAGCUUGGAAAGGGCACGGCAGGACAGCAGCGAUCAUUUCGAUCCGGAUGAGUGCACCACGCUCUGCAUCCUGGCUGUGCCUUCAUGGAUGAUGCCGUCAGAUCUACUGGGCUUUGUGGGUGAUCAAGCGAGGGAGGACGUCAGCCACUUCCGCCUCAUACGGACUGGAAGGGCGAACAAGUACAUGGUGCUGAUGAAGUUCCGUUCGCCGAAGCGGGCAAAGGAGUGGCAGAAGGCGUACAACGGACGGCUGUUCAGCGCUGCAGAGCCCGAGAACUGCCAUGUCGUCUUCAUCAAGAGCGUGGAGUUCCUCUCGUCAGAGUCGGAUGAGGUCGAGCAGGAGGGCAAGAGCUUCCCGCAGAACAACCAGCACGAUCCUUUCACCCCAGCUCACCACGUCCCAUCAAGAGCCGAGAAGAGCCUGUCGAGCAAGCCGCUUGCUCCACCGCCACCGAACCUGCUCGAGCUUCCAACGUGUCCAGUAUGUCUGGAACGAAUGGACGAGACUAGUGGUCUCCUCACAAUCCUCUGCCAGCACGUCUUCCACUGCGCGUGUUUGGAAAAGUGGCGCUUUCCCGGCUCAGGAUGUCCGGUCUGCCGCUACACUCAGUCACCCUCAUACACAUUUCCUUAUCCGCGGCCCUCAUCAUACACCGGUGAAGAAGAUGAGCCAGAGCCCAUGUGCUCCGUUUGCGCUGAGAACUCCAAUGUCAAUCUGUGGAUCUGCCUCAUCUGUGGCAACAUUGGCUGCGGUCGCUACGACAGUGCACAUGCUUACGCCCACUAUGAAGAGACGUCCCACUGCUACGCGAUGGACAUCAGCACGCAGCAUGUCUGGGAUUAUGCCGGAGAUGGUUAUGUGCAUCGGCUGAUCCAGUCGAAGCCGGACUUUUCUUCACAAGCCAAGCAGCCAGGCUCCGCAAGUCUGAUCGAUGUUGGAGCGGGCAAGUCACGGCACGAGAACGAAGCAUACAGGACUGAAGGCGAAGACAUGGUGCCGCGGGAGAAGAUGGAGAGUAUGGCGAACGAAUAUACAUACCUGCUCACCUCCCAGCUCGAAGGGCAACGGCGGUACUUUGAGGAACAGGUCGAGCGUGCUGUCGAUAAAGCCACGCAAGCAUCCGUCAAAGCUGAAGCAGCCGCGUCCCAAGCGGCGAAGGCAUCCGCAGAUUUCGAAGCCAGCCAGACCGAGCUCUCCAUCGCCCAAACCACUAUGACACGACUAGAGAAAGCCCUCGAGAAAUGCGAAAAGUCCCGCACCAAAUUCGAACAACUCUCUCGCAGCCUCUCCAGCCAACUGCAGGAAGAAAAAACCAUCAACUCUGGCCUCCUCGAGCGGAUCAAAGCUGCGGACCAGAAGGCGGAAGCUGCAGGGAUGGAAGCGGAGAAGGCUAGGCAGGAGAAGAAGGAGCUGGAGGAUAUGAAUCAUGAUCUGACGAGUUUCAUCUCCGGGCAGGAGAAGGUGAAGGAGUUGCAGGCGCAGGGGGAGGAGGUGGAGGAAGGGGGGGUUGGGGUGGUGGAGAGGCCGAAGAGGGGGAAGGGGAAGGGGCGGAAGAAGUGA
Messenger RNA from Saxophila tyrrhenica, 2157 nucleotides. RefSeq lists its product as uncharacterized. Gene Ontology annotation, molecular function: zinc ion binding; ubiquitin protein ligase activity. Lineage: Eukaryota; Fungi; Ascomycota; Dothideomycetes; Mycosphaerellales; Extremaceae. Bases 1 to 2157 code for a protein of 718 amino acids. Gene Ontology annotation, cellular component: cytoplasm. The transcript has a single exon. Gene Ontology annotation, biological process: Ras protein signal transduction; protein ubiquitination. The record is from RefSeq and is a predicted model, not a curated record.